AUGGCGAAUAUUGAACAUCAAGGAAAUGGCAAACAUGCCGUCGUAUUUGGAUGCUCUGGCAUCAACGGCUGGGCUCUUGUCAAUCAACUCCUCUCGGGAUACCCAUCAACUGAGUCUUUCUCCAAAGUGACUGCCAUUGCCAAUCGACCGUUUACUGUGGAGGAGGCCAGAUGGCCACAAGAUGAUCGUUUGCAGAUCAUUACCGGCAUUGAUCUGCUGGGCAAGAAUGACACUGCCCUUGUGAAAGCGUUAACUGAAAAAGUGGAAUCCGUCGAAACGGUGAGCCAUGUCUAUUAUGCAGCAUAUCGAGCAAGCGACACGCCGGCGGAGGAAUGCCUUGUCAACAAGGAAAUGCUUCGCGCGGCCGUGCAGGGCUUAGAGGCUACCUCUUCCAAGUUGGAAUUUGUCACCUUAAUCACUGGUACCAAGGCCUACGGUGUUUAUUUGCUGGACAAGUUCCCCUUCCGGGGCCAAACACCAUUGACGGAAGAUCUACCUCGCGUUCCUGCAGAGUACGCGAAAGACCUGUUCUAUUAUCAUGAAGUGGACCUACUUCAAGAGCUCUCUAUUGGCAAGGCCUGGUCUUGGUGCGAGGUCCGACCGGAUGUUAUCGUUGGCGUAGCCCCGUUCGGGAAUGCGAACUGCAUGGCACAAACUAUGGGCAUCUACCUGGGAUUAUACCGAGCUCUUGAAGGAGAAGGCGCUCGUGUUCCCUUCCCCGGAAACGAAACUACAUGGCGCCUGCUUUCGACGGAUUCCAAUCAGGAUAUCAUAGCUCGCUUUUGUAUUUAUGCAUCAUUCCAAGAUCGGGAGAAGGUACACGCUCGCGCAUUUAAUAUUGCCGAUAGCGCAACCCCCGUCUCAUGGUCUCAACGAUGGCCCGCACUCGCCAAGUACUUUGGCCUGGAAGGCUUGGGCCCGGAUGAUUCAAGCCUCCACCCAACGGUUUAUGUUGAGCGUAACUGGGAGAAAUUCCAGGCGUUGUGUCGCGAGGCCAAUCUCCAGGAAGAUAUCAUAUACAAGAGUAUGCAUAAUACUGGAUCAAGAAUGGGCAGCUUGCGUCUGAUGGACUUCGAUCGGCCCUUCGAUCUAGGAAGGGCAAGAGCCCUAGGCUUCACCGAGGAGAUGAGUACUGAGAGCUCUUGGUAUACUGCCUUCGAUCGGGUCCGCAAGGCGAAGAUCAUGCUCUAG
Molecule: messenger RNA, 1191 nt
Organism: Penicillium angulare
Lineage: Eukaryota; Fungi; Ascomycota; Eurotiomycetes; Eurotiales; Aspergillaceae
Product: SDR family oxidoreductase
Exons: 4
Coding region: 1-1191 (396 amino acids)
Source: RefSeq, a predicted model, not a curated record